Anopheles coluzzii is the source of this 3740-nucleotide messenger RNA. RefSeq names its product PTB domain-containing adapter protein ced-6 (gene ced-6). The record is from RefSeq and is a predicted model, not a curated record. The transcript is spliced from 10 exons. NCBI's taxonomy places the organism in Eukaryota, Metazoa, Arthropoda, Insecta, Diptera, Culicidae. The coding region runs from base 328 to 2124 and encodes 598 amino acids.
GCAGAGCCGUGGACAGUCCGCCAGCGCUUUCAGUGUGUCCGUACGUGUGUUUCGCCGUUGUCGUCGUUGUGUGUUACCUUGUUGAUGCUGCUGCCAGCCCUGCUACUACCCGCAACACCGUGAACACCACCGUGUCUCCAUACCCACCGUUCUCACCGUGUGCUCACCCAGAUCAGUGUCGCGGCGGACAGUGAACGGGCCUGUUCUGGGGUAUUAGCUUCUAGUGCGCAGCAGGGAAGGUCCACGGCCUGUCGGUUCCACUCCGGAGGAAACAAAACCCGCAACGAACGCGCAAACGGUGCCCCUGCCCCCUGCCCCCAAUCCACCAUGGCUUCUACGCUGAUGUUCUGGAACAAGCAGAACUCCAACUCCAACCAAAAUGGAAACGAUGCCAAGAACACAAAAAACGGCCGCAACUGGUUGCACGCGCCAGACGUGCUCGUCAACGGGCACGUCGCCUAUCUAGUCAAAUACCUCGGCAGUACUCCCGUGGAGCAGCCGAAGGGCAUCGAGGUCGUCAAGGAAGCCAUCCGGAGGCUGCAGUUCACACAGCAGAUGAAGAAAGCCGAGGGCGGUGGCAAUGUGAAGACAAAAAAGGUCGAAAUCACCAUCAGUGUGGACGGCGUAGCAAUACAGGAACCGCGAUCGCUGACCAUUAUGCACCAGUUUCCGCUGCACAAAAUAUCCUACUGUGCGGACGAGAAGGGCGUGAAGAAGUUCUUCAGCUUCAUCGCUAAAACGGGCACGGGUGCAACGCCGACGUCCUCUAUCGCCUCUUCCGGCGAUGAUACGAACAGCUCCAACAACUCGACCACCAGCAACGGUACCGAGGAUCGGCACGAGUGUUUCGUGUUCAUCUCCAACAAGCUAGCGUCGGACAUUACGCUGACGAUCGGGCAGGCAUUCGAUCUUGCCUACAGGCGCUACGUUAGCGACAGUGGCAAAUCGCUCGAGUCGGUCAAACUGCUGGCCCAGAAGAAGCAGCUGGAACACACGAUCGCCGCCUACCGACAACGGCUGCGCGAUCUGUCCGAGCUGGUCUCGAAAUCGGACCUGGACAAGCUGCUGCUGAAGAUGGGCAUCCGGGAUAUUUGCGAUGUGCCGGCGCUAGAGAAUGGUGUGGAUGGCCAUAAUAACUACACCAGCAAUAAUAACAACAUUAACAGCAAUAACCACAAUGUGAAUGGCACCAAGACGCCAGACUUGGGAAUUGAUGUCUCGUUACCGAACAAUGAUGAUCAGCUGUUGAUCGAAACGUCACCAAAACACUUUGCACCGAUCGUACCUCCGAGAAACGGUAUUCAGAAUCAGAUCAAUAACACGCUGGAAGCGUUCAAGCCAUCGGUCGGCACCAAGCUGGAGGGAUUGCUGCUCAACUCCGACUCGGACAGUGACUUUGAUCCUCGGGCGCCCGACACCGACACCAGCAUCUCUACGGGCGGUGGCAACAAGAUCAGCAACGAUCUGUUCGGUUUCGAGCCGCCGAAGCCAACCAGUGCUACCCUUGGCCAGCAGCUCUUUGGCAGCGUCACCAACAAUGGACACAACAAUGGUUUCACCAACGGUAACGGUGCCGUCACCAAUGGUUUCGGUGCUCCGAACAGCCCUCCUCCAAUGUUGGCUCCUCCACCGGCAAAGUCGGCACCACGGCGAACGGUACCACAGACCAAUGGAACCACCAAUGGUACGAGCGCAUAUCAGGACUUGUUCGGAUCGGCCCCAUUCAAUCCGCAGGGCAAUGAUGACUCCCAGACAGCAGCAUUGGAGGACAGUUCCUCCUUUGCCAACAGCUCGGCCAGCACCCAAUCAGGCUUCGGUCCGUUCUCGCAAGAGGUGAACGUUUUGAGCAAAAAUUCCUACCAUCUCGAUUCGAUCCUUGCCUACGGUGAUGGGUGCAAUGGUGCAAGCGCAUUGCAGGGAAGCACCACCACCACCACCACCAGCAGCACAGGAACUACCGCUGCUAAUUUGGCCUCAAAAUUGAAUCCCUUCGCUGCGGCCAUUCGCAGCAAUCCGCUGGCGGCCGUGCAGCACAAGGCCGCCGCGUACGACGUGUUCAAGAACGCGACGGGCGACAAGGAACGGUUAACCACUAACACCGACGACCAAGAACGGUUUCUUUAGCUCCGACGAUGUGCUGGAUACGUUCGAUCCACUAAAGAAGUAAAGUCCUGCAUACCCUGGCCAGCUGAUCGCUGCGAGUGCUGUACGUUCGUCAAGCAAAGCAGCCCCAAAAUUCGACCGUCUACACGCAAUGCACUGAUCGUCCCGAGCUCUGGGCGGAUCCAAAAAGUGUCCAAUGAGUCGCGUUGCGUGGUUUUUCUUUUUUGUUUAAUUUUUGUUUUGUUGUAAAGCAGAAGCAUGUAACAUUUUGUUUUGCAAACGCGAAGCCAAGCAAAGAGGAAAGUGAAUUGUAAUUUGUUAUAGUAAUUGUACGGUACUCCUUUAAGUAAGGUCAUACACAGAAACACACAUACACAUUAUCUAUUCCUUCUGUACUGUACUGUUUUCUGUUUUUCCGUUGUGAUUGAAGAGAUUCCAUUAACGAUCAUCUCCCAGAACAGAAUCUCCCCCGAAGCGUUAAAAAGUGAUCGUAAAACUGUUAUAUUCCAUUAUCAAACCGUUCUACGCAGUGCAACGAGCGCAUGUUAGCAAUAGGGAAGAGAAGAAAAAAUAACAGAUUUAUCCUACACCUACAAACAGAUAGUUUAAUUUAUAUUUACUUUUAAUCCGUUAAAACCACUAACGCUGCAAACGCUUCAAAUCGCAGCGUCGGCGUGCCGAUCGCUUCCAUUGGAUGUGUGGUAAAAUAAUCCUUAUCGGAACAUUCCAAUCCCUUUGUCCGGUUUUGUUGUUCGCAUUUUGCUUACUGUUUCCUAACUCCCUCUACCUUUCCCGAUUAAACGUGAAUCAAUUGGUGCAUUAGAACAAAUAGUUAUGAUGGUGUAUGAAGCGACGAAUAUGUCGUGAUGGGAGGUUGGUAGCGACGGGUUUUACAGACGUAAAAAUCAUCUUUCUUUUAACUUAAAACGCUUAAAGAACUGUUGACUCCUUAGUGAAUUUGUGUGCGAGAAAGAGACAGAAGGAGAGAGAUUGUUUGGAUAUGUUUUGUUAAAUUUGUUACGUGUGUACCGUUUCUUUUUGCUUUGUUGCAACAUUUGGUUGCUUAAGCACUCGCUUUGUGGAGUAAUUGUUUUGUGAAUUGUGAUCAAUUUAAUGCCAUUUUGUCAUUCACUGUAUUUGGUUGACUGUGUUUCUUUCUCCCUUAACACUCUUUCUCGUUAUUAUUGUAAUAUAUCUUCCUGUUUUUUUUCUUUUUCUUCUUCUAACUCUGUCAAACUCGAAAGCGAAAAAUCCCAUCACGAUCACCAUUACGUACUGUGACAGAAAUAAUACGAACCAUUACACUUAGGCUAUAGAGCGGUAUGCAAUAAUACACGUAGUGCUAGUUUGAUAGGUACGAGGUAUGCAGCGCAGAAACCUUUGCCCGCGAUGUCCAAACUCUAGCGAGUUUCUUUACUCUCCCUCAUUUACUUUACUCGAAUCCCUCUUCUAGCACAGAUCGUUUUCUGGUUAAGCUACUGUGUACACGAACAAAAAGCAUACGAAAGGAAAUCAUUAGGGCCAUUGUUAUCGUAGUUGAGUAAAACAUAUCAAUCUAUACAUAUGGAAUUAUAAAUAUAUACAUAUAAAGUUAUGUUAGCAGUGUAUGUAGUGAAUAAACCAUCAACAGAAACAGA